CUGCUGCCACUUCGCCGUUCAGCGCGAAUCCGCUUUAGAAGCUGCUGGAGCCGUUGAAGCCUCCGGCAACUGGCAGUCAGCAGUGCCGCCGCCUAGCGGACCGCCAUCACGUGCGACGGUUGGUUCCGUCCGAUGAUCAGACGUCCGGCGCCCGCCAACGAUUUUGCACUGGUCCUAGUUCUGCUGGCUCGGGCGGUGACACUAACGAUGCAUAGGGGCAAGUGGCGCUACAGCUAAGGCAAAAGCUUUGGAUUUUCGACCGUAGGUUUGUGGUCUUUAGUCUUCAGUGCCCUUCGGAUCUUUUCCCGCUUCACUGGCUUUCACGUUACGCACGACAGUGUGCCUCGGGACAGUAAUUGGCCUUGACUUUUGCUGUGCAGUAAGGGGCGGGCCUGACCAAACCCACUGGUCCAGUAGCAUGCAGAAAUAUAGGUACGGUGCGCCAUUUGACAAACCCGCCAAUUCAGGCCAAUAACAAGUGUAGAGAGGCAAACAUUGGAAAAAAUAUUCGACGUCAACGCAGAGCAGAAGUACAACUACGCUUGCGGUGGCUGGGGAUCCCGAUUUACAGAUCGCGCGCCAGGUACAUUGCGAAACGCGCUGUCCUGUAUAUUCGUGAUUGUGGUCCAAAGUGGAUGAUAAGGUGGAUGAAUGACAAACGCUAAGGAAGCACCUUCACCCCGAUGAGCUGGCGGUUCGUUUAGAAAAGCUUAAACGGAAGAAGAAAGCCGAGCAGACUUUUCGUUUUAAUUCUGAUUUGCGUGAGGUUCCUGUUUCGACAACGAUGCUUUACAGGAUAUAGGCGUUAUUGUCAGUUCCAUCCAUCGGCGCAUACUCAUUUGCAACGCUCGUAAUCGUGAAUUAAUACACGUUGAAUCUAACUGGGUAGCUACUAUUAUUAUAGGAUAACAUUCGGCGAACCGGAACACGCUUCAUCAGGUCUGAUGUUUGAGCAUGUCUGAAUAAACUGAUCAGAGACAGCGAUUUUCAAAUCUGUAUCUUAACAGGUGGCCGACCAAAAUAAGCGAUUAGGUAGUCACCUAAUUGAAUCGAAUGGUACAUAGAGCUAGCUCAUCGGACUUCGAACCGCUGAACAAGCAGCUGCAGAACUGGUAUAUGUAUCGGUUUGCUCAAGAAUAUAAACCUCACUCGAACCUUAGCAAGCGUCGAGUUUGAUUCGAGGCUUGUUGAGAGCGUUUUAGUGUGUAAGUGGUGCAACCCAAGUGUGGAAGAUGUCUCACUGGGUUAACCUUACGUGACAUGGUGAACUUUAUUCAAGGAAGUGACCACUACAAAAAGAUCAUCUCUAUAAGAACAUGUUAGUUACAAAAGAACUCGGCUGUGCUCAAGGGGAGUAGUUUGUCUUGACUAUUCGUACAGGGAAUCCGCGUUCACUCGAAAAGUUCAAACAAUAGCGUGCCUGUAUAAUGUCCUGUGAACGCUUCUAUGAUUAGGAAUUCCCCAUAAUUGGGCAUUGUUUCUUCGUUUUGUUCUGACCUAUUGCCGUCGUUUACCCAGUCCGGACUAAAAAUGUUGACCGCACGUGGAACGUUCACGACGGCUGAUUAUAUGGUAUUAGUAUUAGUUCUGGUGCUUUCAGCGCUUAUUGGUGCCUUUUUCGCCUAUAAAGGACGCAAAAGCACAUGCAACAAGGAGUUCCUCGUAGGAAAUCGCAAGUUACAGGUGUUCCCCGUGACCAUGUCCAUGAUGGCGACAUUUUUAUCGGCCAUCGCGUUCCUGGGCAUCCCUGCUGAAAACUUCGUGUUCGGGUUUCAGUAUAUACUUGUGGCUGGAGGGGCGAUCAUUGGAGUGUUUAUCGCAUCUGAGUUUUUUAUGCCCAUUUUCUAUGAUAUGGACUCGGUGUCAGUGAAUGCGUACCUCGAGCAGCGCUUCAAAUCGCGGCUCCUUAGAAAAAUUGCCUCGAUCCUAUUCAUCAUUCAACAGUGUAUUUAUCUUGGGGUCGUGCUGUACGGACCGUCGCUGACACUCGGCUCAGUAACCGGUCUGCCCGUUUGGAUAUCUGUUAUCAUCAACGGCAUCGUAUGCACACUGUAUACCUCGCUUGGAGGCAUCAAGGCCGUGGUGUGGACAGAUGUAUUGCAAAUGAGCUUGAUGGUGGUUGGCUUUAUGAUGGUGUUCCUACCUGGCGUUCUUAAAAGUGGCGGCUUACGAAAUCUAUUUGACGAGGCUGGCCACUAUGGACUACUUGAUUUUGAUUUCCGGUUAGACUUUCAGAAAACAUUUACUGUAUGGGGUGUACUGCUCGGCUGGACCGUCAUCUGGGCAAUUAAUUAUUCGUGCAGUCAAAGUAUGGUGCAACGAUACUGCUCAGUUCGAUCGGUUGCGCGUUCUCGGGCAUCACUGUACGUCAACCUAGUGGGAGUAUCUGCUGUUUUGGCCAUAGCAUGCAUCUGCGGCUUGGUGCUGUUUAGCGAGUAUAGGACUUGCGACCCAAUCAAGGCGGGGCAAUUGAAUAAAUACGAUGAACUCAUGCCGCAUUUCGUGCUCCGAAGAUUCGCUGCCUACCCAGGACUGGCAGGCUUGUUUGUAUCUGCGGCCUAUUCCGGUUCGCUUAGCACAAUGUCUUCGGGCUACAACUCUUUGGCAGCACUUAUAUGGGAAGAUUUUUUAGUUUCCUGCCUGGGAAAACGGCUUUCCAGUAAAGCCACUAUUCGCCUCACUAAAGGCAUUGCAACGUUCUUUGGUCUGUUCACCAUGCUUAUUGCCUUUAUGGCAUCGCACCUUCGUUCGAUUGUGCAAGCCAGCAUAGCGACAGGCGGAUCGUUCACUGGCGGAGUCGGUGGACUGUUUUUCCUCGGAGUUCUAUUUCCAUGGUGCGGUAAUCGGGCUGCCCUUACAUCGUUGCUCGUGGGAGUUGGUAUUGGUCUCUGGGUCUCUGUGGGAUCUUUACUGAUACCUCGGCCUCCAGUCUACUCGCAAUUCACGUCGGUGAAGGACUGCUUCUCAAACUAUAAUAUCACAAUAUCUGUGCCGAUUACGACUGUGCCAAAGCCUCCACCAAGCAUCUACACAAUAUCAUACAUGUGGAUUCCCGUCAUUAGCUUUGUUGUCACUUUCUUUCUUGGCGUCCUAUUUACAGCUGUACAAGCGCCUUUCUUUGAUGCGCGACCCGUAGGGCUCAAACAUUCCGCGGCCGUGGACCCGCGUCUAGUCAGCCCCGCUCUUCGGGGAUUCUAUAAAAACUGGCUCAAACGAUUAAAAGCUGAACGAAGUCUCAACAGUAAAGUGGACACCAUGAUAUCCUCUAUAUACAGGGUUCACCUAAUAUCAGGGCCCUCAGCUAAUAGUACGCUGUCAGCUACAUCGACACACCAGCGCUGCUCUACAGUGCAGAGUCUACCGUCGAAUCAGCGAUUGGCAAUCGGUAUGCCAACUCAUGUAUCACCUGCAGGUCCCCCCAUUGGAGUUACACCAAACAGCGCCCUUCUGCAAUCCACCGGUGAAAUGCGAGCAGCACAUUCGUUGUACAAUCUCAAUACGUUGAGUUCCAUAAACACACUCGAGUCAACGACGACCGCGACACUUACCCGCUCACUAGCUUCAUCCUCGUCCAACUCGGACAACAAUAAUCACAGUCAUCCUACGAUCGGCAACAACGGUAGCAAUAACAACAGCCAUGGUAGUAACGGUCAUCGUAGAACUAGUGGCAGUGGCCUGUCACAUAACGCUACUGGGAAUGGUCCUGUCGCAGAAAAUGCUGCAGCGACGUCUAGCCGUUCUGCUUUGAACGGCGGGGGUGGAGCUGGGGCUGCUGGUGGCAGCACAGUCGGCGGAGGUUUCCUUGUUCCUGGCGACGACGCGAUCACUGCACGAGCAGAUCCAACCGUAAUUACCUACGUUUGAAACAAACCCCAGACGAUGCUCCAUGUGGAUGGAAUCUAUGCGUGUCUCCACAUAUCUCGUUUUCUAUCAUCCGCUAUCGUUACGAUUAGACGUAAGUAGGUCACGAGAAAGCCAUCAAUGACGACGCUCAACUUCCUACAUGGAACAAAGCCCAUGGAAGCAUUGAUCAAAAUCACCGUCAAAAAGAAGUUCUGCAUUUUGUCCAAAACGGAUUGAUAUUGUAAAUAGAAGAUGUGAACGAUCAUCGAGACAAUUCUAAGUGUUCACACCAAAGAGUCACGCGCUGUUUCUUAUAUAGAUAUAUAUAUAUAUAUAUAUAUAUA
Messenger RNA from Varroa destructor (honeybee mite), 4187 nucleotides. Its product is annotated as sodium-coupled monocarboxylate transporter 2-like. Gene Ontology annotation, cellular component: membrane. The record is from RefSeq and is a predicted model, not a curated record. Gene Ontology annotation, molecular function: symporter activity. Gene Ontology annotation, biological process: transmembrane transport; sodium ion transport. Lineage: Eukaryota; Metazoa; Arthropoda; Arachnida; Mesostigmata; Varroidae.